Messenger RNA from Mesorhabditis belari, 198 nucleotides. The record is from the annotation of a GenBank genome assembly. NCBI's taxonomy places the organism in Eukaryota, Metazoa, Nematoda, Chromadorea, Rhabditida, Rhabditidae.
AUGAACAAUGCUGUGAACGGAACGGAGACUUUCAUCUCGGAUUCCGUCACAUUUGUCUACAGUUUUGUAUUAAUGAUCAUGUCGCUGACAACGAUUUUUGCUCUUUGUGGUUGCUUUAUGAGACCGCUUUAUCGCCGGAUUCAUCGUCACGUUUUUUCGGGCCGAACACUCCCUUCGAGCCCUGGAGGAACGCUUUUG